CAACUUCUUUGACAGAAGCAACUUCAACAGGUAGGGAUCAUGAUGUGUUGUUUAGUUAAAUUGAUGGCCAAUAUAUUGUUAUUGUAGAUAUUAUUUCAAACAAACGGGAAAUUGGGCCAAGUAUAUUACAGAACGUACUUUUACAGCUGCUUACGCACACAUCUACAGUUGUGCUCAAUUUUAAUAAAUUAAUUCACCACAAUGGCCAAAGGUCUUCGUUGCAAGUUCCGAAAGAGGAUGAGGAAUGUGAAAAGAGAAAAAUACGGAAAGAAAGAGCUUGAAAGAUUGAAGACAAUGAUUGAGACAAAAGGUGGACAAGAUCAGGAAAUAAAAGAGAUCUACAAAGUAAAAACCGAAACAGAGCUGAAGGCAGAAAUGGAAAAGAAGUCGGAAGAAACCAUGGAACACAGUGGAAAAACGUUCCAUCCAGUUACAUUAAAAGACGAAGAUGGAAAUUACCCAGCUUGGAUGAACCAAAGAGCGAUAAGGCGGCACAAGACACAGUUAAAGAAAUCAGGAAGAGUCAAAUCUAAGACCAAAGGCAAAGGCAAAAACGGAAAAAAGUGAUAUGUAAACUGUUGUAUUAUUUCAAUCAUUCAAAAAUAAUUUAUGAUGUUGACCGCACAGACUAUGGACUUGGAUUACAUCUAAAGGAAAUUGAGUUUGUGCACAGACGUUAUAUAUUACAGAAAUAGCACUAUAUUACUUUUGAUAAAGAACAUUUCUGAAGUUGAAGGCAUGGAGAAUUCAGCAUAGUCCUAUAAAAGUGAUUAAUAUUCAGUUAUUGUAAAAAUCUUGAUGGGUUGUACUUCUUGGAAUUUAAUCAAUACAUUGAAGGUAAAGAGUGUAUGUGGACUUGAUGAUUCCUCGUAAGAUGCUCUUUUAUGGUUAUUCCAGUAAAAUGUCUGCCAGACAAUAGUAUUAUGGGUUUCUCAAUCAGGAAUCGCCAACAGAAGUAAUUCAGUACUCUAUAGUUUACAUAAGAAGCCAAAUUUUUUCAGCACCCAUCAUAGCCGUUUAUUUUUGAUCUUUUCGUAAAGGAUGUGGCCCUAUAAUUUUUGAAGAGACUGUAUGUGUGGUAUGUGCGAGUGUGUGUGUGUGUACUUGGCAUGUAGAGAUAAAGGAAAAUGAUUAAUGAAAACUGAGUGUUACUUAAUUCCAAAGGAAUUGAAUAAAGACAAAUUCUUGCUAUAUUA
Pecten maximus is the source of this 1196-nucleotide messenger RNA. Its product is annotated as 18 kDa learning-associated protein of slug-like. Gene Ontology annotation, molecular function: RNA binding. Gene Ontology annotation, cellular component: nucleolus. The transcript has 4 exons. The record is from RefSeq and is a predicted model, not a curated record. The coding region runs from base 202 to 567 and encodes 121 amino acids. Gene Ontology annotation, biological process: dendrite extension. Lineage: Eukaryota; Metazoa; Mollusca; Bivalvia; Pectinida; Pectinidae.